Ochlerotatus camptorhynchus is the source of this 1892-nucleotide messenger RNA. RefSeq names its product arginine kinase 1. NCBI's taxonomy places the organism in Eukaryota, Metazoa, Arthropoda, Insecta, Diptera, Culicidae. Gene Ontology annotation, molecular function: creatine kinase activity. The transcript is spliced from 4 exons. Gene Ontology annotation, biological process: phosphocreatine biosynthetic process. The record is from RefSeq and is a predicted model, not a curated record. The coding region runs from base 16 to 1806 and encodes 596 amino acids.
AUCCCUCUAGUCGCAAUGUUCGCACUUUGGUACUUUUCGCUCGCUGUGGACGAAGUCAGAAAACGUUUUAGUUUCUUAGACCGAAUUAUUACGUUUUUCACUGGCAAAGCGGUAUCGAAUCAGCAGCAUCCGGAGAUUGAACCGGAGAAUCCCGAGGGUACCAAUCCGGCCGAAGGAGAUGUUUCCUCCAAGCCUGAACCGGUGAUACCACCCAAGGACACGCCAGUUCCGCCCAAGGCCACUCCUGUGCCUUCACCGAAACCGGUAGAAAAACCCAUCGUUAAACCUGCCCCGGAGGCUCCAGCUGUUAAACCUGUUGAACCAACGAAGCCAAAAGUGGAAAUUCCCCCGGCAGUCGAAGUAAAACCGCAACCGAAACCGGAACAAGUUCCCAAGGUGCAACCGGCGCCUGCUCCCAAACCAGUCAAACCACAGGAACCAACCACCAACGGUCAAUCAAAGGUGACCGAACCAGCCAAACCGGCAGCACCGAUUGCGGCUGUCGUGCCGGCUAAGGUGUCCGAGGACGAUAGUUUGCGCUCACUUCUGCCCGCUGCGCCCACCGUAGUGGAACUGCCCAGCAGCAACGAGGACAGCUUCAUCAUUGUAGAAAAUCAGAAACCGAAACCCACCACCACCACCACGACGAACGUGAAAAAUACGACCCUUGAUUUUCUGAAAGCCGAAGGUGGCAGAGGAGCCGCCGCUCCGGCUAAGCCAAGAAACAAAUCAGACACCAUGGUUGACGCUGCCGUUAUGGAAAAGAUGGAAGCUGGCUUCGCCAAGCUGGCCGCUUCCGACUCCAAGUCUCUGCUGAAGAAGUAUCUGACCAAGGAAGUCUUCGACGCUCUGAAGAACAAGAAGACCUCCUUCGGCUCCACCCUGCUGGACUGUGUCCAAUCUGGUUUCGAGAACCCAGACUCCGGAGUCGGCAUCUACGCACCCGAUGCUGAGUCCUACUCCCUGUUCGCCGAUUUGUUCGACCCCAUCAUCGAGGACUACCACAAGGGCUUCAAGAAGACCGACAAGCACCCGGCCUCCAACUUUGGCGAUGUCAACUCGUUCGCCAACGUCGACCCGACCGGCGAGUUCGUCGUGUCGACCCGCGUCCGUUGCGGUCGCUCGAUGGAGGGCUAUCCAUUCAACCCAUGCCUGACCGAGGCCCAGUACAAGGAGAUGGAAACCAAGGUUUCCACCACCCUGUCCGGACUGGAAGGUGAACUGAAGGGCAAGUUCUACCCAUUGACCGGUAUGGACAAGGCCGUCCAGCAGCAGCUGAUCGACGAUCACUUCCUGUUCAAGGAGGGUGACCGUUUCCUGCAGGCCGCCAACGCUUGCCGUUUCUGGCCAUCUGGACGUGGUAUCUACCACAAUGACAACAAGACCUUCCUGGUCUGGUGCAACGAGGAGGAUCACCUCCGCAUCAUCUCCAUGCAGAUGGGUGGCGAUCUGGGCCAGGUCUACCGCCGUCUGGUCUCCGCUGUCAACGAAAUCGAGAAGCGUGUGCCAUUCUCGCACCACGAACGUCUCGGUUUCCUGACCUUCUGCCCAACCAACUUGGGAACCACCAUCCGUGCUUCGGUCCACAUCAAGGUCCCGAAGCUGGCUAAGGACAUGGCCAAGCUGGAAUCCAUUGCCGACAAAUACAACCUGCAGGUCCGUGGAACCCACGGUGAGCACUCCGAGGCUGAGGGCGGUAUCUAUGACAUCUCCAACAAGCGCCGCAUGGGUCUGACUGAAUUCGAGGCCGUCAAGGAGAUGUACGAUGGCAUUUCUGAACUCAUCAAGAUUGAAAAGUCGCUGUAAAUCAAAACUCCCCUACUAAUCCAACACUAACACAAGCAAAAAAUCCAAUUGAAAAGUAAAACGUUAAAUAAAAGCCAAAAAAAAAA